GUUCUGGAGCAGCCGGCCAGCGCGGGGCACUGGGCAGCCCGCAGGGAGGGUAUCGUCCUCGGCGGCGGCGGCGGCUCGCAGGCGAGCGGGGCGGCGCGGAGGGCGCGGGGCAGCUUCGUCGCUGGCCAGCGCCGCCUCGCACUCGCGCGCCGUAUCUCACAACGGAGCCACGACCGAACGACCGACACUCACGCCCGGUGUCGUAUUACGCUCUAAAUAUAUCUCGCGAGCGCGAUCGCCUAUUUGGAAACCGUCGCGCGCCGUGUUUUGAACCAGUGAUUGACAGUGCCGAGUGAAGAAUUUUCUGAUCGACGUAGUAUUCGCCGCCGACAUGGCACAGUUACUGACUGUGCGUUUGAACAAGUCUGAUCAGCAGCCCCUGGGCUUCAGGCUGCAGGGCGGCAAGGAUUUCGGAACGCCACUUGUGGUUCAAAAGGUCAAUGGUGGUAGCGCAGCAGAACGCGCAGGGCUGCAGGCUGGAGAUGCGCUGAUUCGUGUGAACAACACUGAAGUAUACACUUUGCGUCAUCAGGAAGCACAAGAUACGAUCAGAGCAGCUGGCCCCAUGCUGGAACUCACUGUGCAGCGAGGUGGUGGUACUUGGAAGCCAUCGGUGACUCCGACCGGCAGUCUGCCGCGACCUGGCUCUCGGCCGCUGGGCGCCAACCCAAGUCCCGUUACCAAUACAUCUCUCAAAGCAACAUCACAACCUUCCCGCGCUUUUGGAUCUGGACACAAUAGUGUCGCCAAACCUUUUGGUUAUAUGAACGGCACUGACUCUGUAAAAGGCAUCGUGAAUAAGCAAUACAAUACUCCUGUCAAUAUGUACAGCGACAAAACUAUCGCCGAAACGCUUUCUGCACAAACUGAAGUUUUGGCUGGAGGCGUACUCGGAGUAAAUUUUAAGAAAAACGAAAAAACCUAUGAUGCCGAGAAGAGCGCUGUGUUCAAAGUUCUACAAGAAGAACAAAACGAUCCCGAACCAGCUGAAGCGCCAUCUGCCCCUGCCGUCACAACGCCGACGAGCGGGUUGAGGCACGUCGCGGCGCCCGUCAGCAAGCCCGACGCGCCGCUCAACAAUACGGGCGGCCUGCCGGUCGGACAGAACAUUUGUGAGGAGUGCGAACGCCUCAUAACUGGCGUCUUCGUGCGUAUAAAGGACAAGAACCUGCACGUUGAGUGUUUCAAGUGUUCUACUUGUGGUACGUCCCUCAAGAACCAGGGUUACUACAACUUGAAUGGGAAACUGUACUGUGACAUCCACGCUAAGUUAGUGGCUCGUCAGAAUCCACCAGCCGCGAACAUGGAACCAGUAACUGUGCCACCUGGUGGUCGCAUUCCAACAAACACGUAUACAACGCCUCUCCCUCCAUUGUCAACUGGAAAUUACACCAAUGGUUCUUCGUCAUUAUUUAGCCCAUCGAGCAACUUGUCCGGGCCGAAGCCGUUUGGCUCGUCCAUAGGCUCGGCGUACUCGCCGUCGCUUUCACCGCGCUCAGCGCCGAUGUCGCCCGCGCGCCCGGUGGCCGCGCCCGCGCCCGCCCCCGCGCCCAUGCCCGCACCCUCCGCGCCCCUCACGGCUCCCUUCGCACCGAAGGCACCUGUUUCAAUGUAUAAAGCCAAGAAUGUAAAAAGCAUUGUGUGGCCCCCACCGAAUCCUCCAGAAGACGAAACACCUUUGACAAACUUUUCAGAAAAUGUUUCUAGUAAACAUUUAGGAGAAACGACCUUCGUUUCCUCUGAAAGUAUGUCAAAUAAAGCUACUGCUGAAUCUAAAGUAGCCAAAGAGCAACUUUCAUCAGAUGACAAUAUUUCACGAGGAUCACCACCUCGAAGUCGUCCUUCGACUCCAAGUCUUAUAAAUAAACCUGCGCCAAUAAUACCACAUUAUCAAAUGAAUUUAGCUACUGUGGAACAUUAUGCGCCGGAAAGUCAUGUUUAUCAGCCCUCUGGUGGGGAAGGUAGCCGUACACCAACUCCUAAGCCAAGGCCUCGAACACCUUCCCAGGGUCCAACAUUCAAAGCUCAGGCUCCUCGUAUAAAAGACAAUGCCCCUCAAUCUUACUCAAACCAAAAUCAGCCUUUUUCACACCAACUACCCUCAACAUUUCAACAAGAGCUAAAUUUAACUCAAACUAAUAUGUGUAGUAAUGAAGUAAAAAAUCCAUUAGUAAAAGAAGAACAGCGCUCAAAUGUUGAACGCCAAUCUGAAAAUUACAAAGAAGGAAAUAUGUCCAUAAAAAAAGAUAGCAUGAUGAAUCAGAAUUAUGGACAGAGACAGAUGGAAACACAGAAUGUUGCUGAGUAUGGUAACACGACGGUGCAAACAACCAGAAAAACAUUUGAAGAAUAUGAACAAAUACAGUCAGCUAAAAUGAUAGAAAUUAAAAAAGGUGCUUCAUUGUCUUCUGAUUCAUAUCAACCUGUCGAAGCUUUAGUUCGCCCAUCUGCUAUUAACUCUAAAAAACCUUCUUCUGCCAUGAGUUUUACUCCUACUACACAAAGUUUUUCUUCUAAUCUUACUAAUGAAAAUGUGGAUACCACUAGACAAACUCAUAAAGCAGCGUUUGAAAUGAGUCCUUCUAUUUCUGGUGCUAACCGUGAUCCGGUGUGUGAUCCUACCCCGUCAACAGGUUCCAGUGUAGGGGCUGCCGCUCGUGGCAAAACAUUUGGCGUGUCAUCGGCUCCUAAACGAGGGAGGGGAGUUUUGAACAAAGCUGUACUACCUGGCUCUCGCGUUCCUCUUUGCGCUUCUUGCAACGGGAACAUUAGGGGUCCAUUCAUAACGGCUUUGGGCCGUAUUUGGUGUCCGGAGCACUUCAUCUGCGUCAAUGCUACGUGCCGUCGCCCCUUGCAAGAUAUCGGUUUCGUUGAAGAGAAUGGUCAAUUGUAUUGCGAAUUCUGUUUCGAACAAUAUAUUGCACCAUCGUGUAAUAAGUGCCACGCAAAAAUCAAGGGGGAUUGCCUUAAUGCUAUCGGAAAACACUUCCAUCCCGAGUGUUUCAGCUGCGUUUAUUGCGGCAAACUUUUUGGAAACAAUCCAUUCUUUUUAGAAGACGGUCUACCAUAUUGUGAAGCAGACUGGAACGAGUUAUUCACGACUAAAUGUUUCGCAUGCGGUUUCCCCGUGGAGGCGGGCGACAGGUGGGUCGAGGCGCUCAACAAUAACUACCACAGUCAGUGCUUCAACUGCACGGUCUGCAAAAAGAAUCUCGAAGGACAGAGUUUCUUCGCCAAGGGAGGACGACCUUUCUGUAAGAUUCACGCCCGCUAAAAGUCCACCAAAAAUAAUUUAUAACUCUGAUACUGUUUAUUCGACUGUUACUUUUCGCCCAGUCUCUCUUUCUCCUCCUAAGCCAUCUCUAAAUACUAGUCCACCACAAAGGACCAGGAAAUUGGAAACACCCCUCCACUUUGAUGGAGGGCUGUUUUCCGAUAUUAGAAGUACGGAUGGAAAACUAUUGAGUAAAGUAACUGUAGACCAUGUCCACAGCACUACAAAACACGAUGUGACAGAUUCGCCUAAUUUGUCUGAAAGCUUUGGACCUGAAGGCAAUAUAGCCAUUAUUGACGAUAUUAUCAAAACUGAAACGAUUGUUAAUGAGGAUGUGAUAAAAGUUAAAUUUACUCCUAUUCCUCCUGAAAUUGAUUCAAUUUCAAGACUAUCGCCUUUCUUUAAAAACAGAUCUCUGACUCCAAUAAAUUUUAUAAAAAAUGAUUAUGAUGACCUUACAAGUUACCAAAUUGUCAAUACAUUGUGCAAAGAAAUGCAUCUACUGCAUCCAACUGAUGGGAAAAUUAUUGAAAACGAAUCAAAUCAGAAUGAGCUAAAGUUAAUUCAGCGGGAACAUAGUCCAUUAGCUAACACAGAAAUACCAAUAAAACUGACAAACAUAGACUGUUACUUAGAAGAAACUCUAAAUAGAUUAUCUGAAACUAAGGAUAAUACUUGUAUGGAAAAUUUGGAUGUAGAAAGAGAGACAGUAAUUAAAGAUGCCCAUAAAAGACUUGGUCAAGAUAAAAUCCUAGAAGAGAGAAAUAUUAAAGAUACGACGGGUAAGAAUGAAGAUCAAACUGAAGAUGUAUGGAGGUCAUCUUGUACAACUUAUUCUGCUUCUGCUGAAGAUAUGUUUGAAAUAAAGUCAAAAUUGAACAGUGUCGA
Zerene cesonia (dogface butterfly) is the source of this 4162-nucleotide messenger RNA. Its product is annotated as PDZ and LIM domain protein Zasp-like. The record is from RefSeq and is a predicted model, not a curated record. Gene Ontology annotation, molecular function: actin binding; muscle alpha-actinin binding. The transcript is spliced from 17 exons. The coding region runs from base 332 to 3274 and encodes 980 amino acids. Gene Ontology annotation, cellular component: Z disc; adherens junction; stress fiber. NCBI's taxonomy places the organism in Eukaryota, Metazoa, Arthropoda, Insecta, Lepidoptera, Pieridae. Gene Ontology annotation, biological process: actin cytoskeleton organization; muscle structure development; heart development.